Molecule: messenger RNA, 3441 nt
Organism: Nelumbo nucifera (sacred lotus)
Lineage: Eukaryota; Viridiplantae; Streptophyta; Magnoliopsida; Proteales; Nelumbonaceae
Product: luminal-binding protein 4-like
Molecular function (GO): ATP-dependent protein folding chaperone; ATP binding
Source: RefSeq, a predicted model, not a curated record
GACUCGUUCAUCGGCCAGCUGCCUUCUUUGGUUUCUUCUAACUUCCGGUCAUUGUCCUGGGACAACGGCGGUGCUCGGCCAGGGGAAUGCCCGGUUUUUCUCGACGAUGGGCUGUGGCCGAUAGUAGAUCAAUAAGGCCUAGGGUCGACCGAGCGUGUUGCCGACGACCUCGAUCUCCGUCCAGAGCUAUCGCCUGGAUCUCACCUUAAUAGCCCAUUGUUCGCAGGAACCUGCCGUCACGUGUUGUGGCUCAUUUCUUUGCUAUGGACUGACAUCUCUGCAUUAUCCAUUUUCUUGCCGGGAGAGGACUCAUAUCUUCUGCGGGGAGACCGGCCCCCUUUUUCAGUCCUUCUGGCAUUUCCUGGGGACCCUAGCCAGAGACCUGUCCACUCUCUGCCGCACUUCUCUGUCGUCCCGGUUCCUCUCUUCGUCGUCUUUCCUUUCUGUCAUGGUCGCCGUAGAGACGCUCUCGUUUAAACUACAGAUUUACAUUUUAGACACUUCUUCGACUGCAUUGACGGGAGCUUUCUUCUCGACAAUCUCUUCUACAACACUUAGUAAGAGGACCGGAGCCUGGAGCCUGGAGGAAGAUGCAGUGGUAGCCGACAGCCGCGACACUCGGCAAUGACGACAAGCCUUCUGUUAGUCAAUCAGUCUCUGUUCUAGAGAAGAAGAAGAAGAAGAUACCUUUUGUAAGCCUGUAACCGGAGGUGAAGAAGAAGAAGAACGACGGCAAGUCGGCAAUACAGACUCGACACUCGACGACAACUGGCAGUCGGCAAUCGACACUCGAUUAAGCCAAAAUAAAAAACCGAAUAAUAAAAUCGAACCCGACCAAAAAUCGAUUAAGCCAAACCGAUUAAACCGAAAUCAAAAUGUUUUUCGGUUUUAACUGAUUUAUGCUCACCCCGGGUCGCUGUCAAUCCAGAAGUUUCAAGACAUUACAGGACAGGACUGUCUCUCGGUUGAACUUGCCAAAUGGCAAAAUCUCAUUCGUCCAUAUACGUGGAAGGACCAAAGACCCAAAAGGAACGCGGCAACUUCCUCUGCGUGCAUCUUUGAUUACGUGGCUACCAUUCAUUGGUCAGAACACUCUAGCUGCACAAAAACCGCCAACUACACGGAGAGUCGGAGACUAUAAAAUUUCGAUUUUCGACCACGAAGGUCAUCUCUCCCUCAGCUUUCUGUUACGAACGAGAAGAAACUACUCUCUAGUCUCUGCAUUCUCUUCCAUAGAAGUUCAGAACAGAAGAAAGGCCAAAGAAGCGAAAGAUCUACUACAAGCAUUCAACGAAGAUGGGGGCAAAAUACAGGGCAACAGCAUUGUUGGUUCUCUUCGCUAUGGAAUUUCUGUUAGGAUUAGCUGUGGCUUCUGAAGAAUCUCCUAAGCUCGGGACUGUAAUUGGUAUCGAUCUCGGGACGACAUAUUCUUGUGUUGGUGUCUACCGGAAUGGACACGUUGAGAUUAUAGCGAACGAUCAAGGGAAUCGGAUCACCCCCUCGUGGGUUGCAUUUACAGACUCCGAGCGUCUCAUUGGGGAGGCGGCCAAGAACCAAGCGUCUCUCAAUGCCGAACGGACCAUCUUUGAUGUUAAGAGACUUAUUGGGAGAAAGUUUGAUGAUCCGGAGGUGCAGAGAGAUAUCAAGUUCUUGCCUUAUAAGGUCGUGAACAAAGAUGGCAAGCCUUAUAUACAGGUGAAAAUCAGAGAUGGAGAGACCAAGGUGUUUAGCCCUGAAGAAAUCAGUGCUAUGAUACUGGGGAAGAUGAAGGAGACGGCUGAAGCUUAUUUGGGGAAGAAAAUUAAGGACGCCGUAGUUACUGUUCCAGCUUAUUUCAAUGAUGCUCAGAGGCAGGCCACCAAAGACGCCGGCGUGAUUGCUGGACUCAAUGUGGCUCGGAUAAUCAACGAACCCACGGCUGCGGCUAUUGCCUAUGGUCUCGACAAGAAGGGAGGAGAAAAGAACAUUCUGGUCUAUGAUCUCGGUGGUGGUACCUUCGAUGUCAGUAUCUUGACGAUCGACAAUGGUGUGUUCGAGGUGCUCGCUACCAGCGGAGACACCCACUUAGGAGGAGAAGACUUCGACCACAGAGUGAUGGACUACUUCAUCAAGUUGAUCAAGAAAAAGUAUAACAAGGACAUCAGCAAGGACAACAAAGCUCUGGGAAAGCUCCGUCGGGAGUGCGAACGCGCCAAGCGAGCACUGAGCAGCCAGCACCAAGUCCGCGUCGAGAUAGAAUCCCUCUUUGAUGGCGUCGAUUUCUCGGAGCCAUUGACGAGGGCGAGAUUUGAAGAGCUGAACAUGGAUUUGUUCAAGAAGACAAUGGGUCCCGUGAAGAAAGCUCUGGAGGAUGCAGGUCUGAAAAAAACGGACAUUCACGAGAUUGUGCUCGUUGGAGGCAGUACUCGUAUUCCCAAGGUCCAGCAGCUUCUGAAGGAGAUGUUCGACGGGAAGGAACCCAACAAGGGUGUUAAUCCUGAUGAAGCUGUUGCUUAUGGCGCUGCCGUUCAAGGCGGAAUUCUCAGUGGUGAAGGCGGAGAGGAAACCAAAGACAUUCUUUUGCUCGAUGUUGCGCCACUUAGUCUGGGGAUUGAAACGGUUGGUGGGGUGAUGACCAAAUUGAUCCCAAGGAACACCGUCAUCCCCACCAAGAAAUCUCAGGUUUUUACGACCUACGAAGACCAGCAAACGACUGUGUCGAUCAAGGUCUAUGAAGGUGAGAGGAGCCUAACCAAGGAUUGUCGCGAGCUUGGAAGAUUUGAUCUCUCGGGCAUUCCACCUGCUCCAAGGGGAGUACCACAGAUUGAGGUUACGUUUGAGGUGGAUGCGAAUGGUAUUCUUCAUGUGAGGGCGGAGGACAAGGCGGCCAAGAAAUCAGAAUCAAUCACCAUAACAAAUGACAAAGGGCGUCUCAGCCAGGAGGAGAUAGAGAGGAUGGUGAAGGAAGCAGAGGAAUUCGCAGAGGAGGAUAGGAAGGUGAAGGAGAAGAUCGAUGCGAGGAACAAGCUGGAGACGUACGUCUACAACAUGAAGAGCACUAUCAACGACAAGGACAAGCUCUCUGAUAAGAUCGAUUCCGAUGACAAGGAGAAGAUCGAGAGCACACUGAAGGAGGCGCUGGAGUGGUUGGACGAUAACCAGAGUGCAGAGAAGGACGAUUACGAAGAGAAGUUGAAGGAGGUAGAAGCAGUGUGUAAUCCGAUCAUAAAGCAAGUAUACGAGAAGAGUGGUGGAAACUCUUCGGGGUCGGGAGAUGAAGAUGAAGCCAACGACGAGUUGUAGUCUUGUAGAUACAGAAACAGAGUAGAUAGUCUUUACUCUUUCACUUACUGUCCCUCACGAUUUCAUCCUUUAUUUUAUUAUUUUUUUUUUUUCUUCUGGUUCUUGUAAAGUAGAAAAGCUGGAAAUCAGAAAAUGGAGAUUUCAGAAUACUUUAAAAUC